Molecule: messenger RNA, 2063 nt
Organism: Talpa occidentalis (Iberian mole)
Lineage: Eukaryota; Metazoa; Chordata; Mammalia; Eulipotyphla; Talpidae
Gene: SPC24
Product: SPC24 component of NDC80 kinetochore complex
Exons: 5
Coding region: 125-718 (197 amino acids)
Source: RefSeq, a predicted model, not a curated record
CGAAAGGGGCGGCCCCAUUCGCUGAUGACUGACGUUGAAACAAACCAUUGGAAACGGGUCCUUUCGGGGACGAGGCGGGCCCAGAGGGCAGUUAAAUUUGCGCGGGAGCGGUCCUGGCGUAGUCAUGGCGGCUUUUCGUGACAUGGAAGAGGUGAGCCAAGGGCUGCUGAGCCUGCUGGGCACCAACCGUGCCGAAGCGCAGCAACGACGACUGCUUGGGCGCCACGAACAGGUGGUGGAGCGGCUUCUGGAAACGCAAGACGAAGCGGAGCAGAGACGGCGGGAGAUCCUGGCCAUGGAGAGGGAAGUGGCCCAGAACCUUCUUGAUGCAAAGGAGCAGGUGCAACAGGGCGGUGCCAGGCUGCAGCAGCUUGAGGCCGAGCUUCAGAAGAUCGGGGAGGAGGACACGCAUCUGACGGACAGCCUCCUCCAGCUCACCCGGGAACUGGAUGAGCUCAAGGAGAUCGAGACUGACCUGGAAAGAAAGGAGAGGGAAGUUGAUGAAGACACAACGGUCACCAUCCCAUCAGCAGUGUAUGUGGCUCACCUUUAUCACCGGAUUAGUAAAAUUGAAUGGGACUCUGAGUCGGAGCCAGGGAUGAUCAAAGGCAUCCAUCACGGCCCCAGCAUUGCCCUGCCCCUCCACCUGGACAGCACCCAGCACUCCAAGAAAUUCAUCAGCGACUAUCUCUGGAGCUUUGUGGACACAGAAUGGUAACCAGGAGCCUCUCGGACUGUCCUGCACAUGGGGAGUCAGCAUGGUGGGAGGUUGGUGGUGAGAUCAAUUUAAUAUUAAAUGUUUAUAUGUAAAUGGAUUUUUUUUCCUGGAUUUCGCCCUCUUCCCCAACUCCAAUUUCAGUCUAGAUGUUUUACCGGCCUUGGCUGGGUCAUUAUAGAGAACUGACUUACCUGUGCAGGCCUGUAACGUCACCUUAGUGACAAUACCUUCAAAUGACACCAUAGUACAUGGAGACAAAUUCCAGGUGUUUAUCUUUUUUUUUUUUAAGAUUUAUUUAUUUAUGCAUAGAACUGGGGCAUAGGCCAGAGGUACAGGUGGUGAGAGGAUUCACCAGAAACAGAGUGGGGAGCAGAACAGGUGGGUUUACUGAAAUACACUGCUGAGGGGAACAGCAGGUGAGACAGGAGAGGUCUGCUGUGCCAUAUGUGGGUUAGCUCCCUGGCUGGGGAUCGAACUUAGGCCACAGUGAUUAUAGCAUAAUAGCAUUGAGACUUAGCUCCUAUGACACCAGGGAGGACCCUAUUGUUUUUUAUUCAAAUUUGACUUUUUUUACUCAUUCAAGGCAUGUGUUUGAAUGUCACCGUGUGCCCAGAAAUGUACUCAUGGGUGGUGGAGGCGUCAAAGGUGAACUGGUGCCAGAGCCUUCCGCCACAGUGAGAUCUAGUGCAGCUGUGGAUGCACUGAGGAGCUAGGUGCCGUGAGCUGUGAACUAAGCAAAGUACAAAGCUGUGUGCCAAGUGUUACCUCAUUAAAACGAUAAGACACCAACCAAGGAAAUUUUCCCUGGGACUUAUGGGGGAGGCAGAAUAUAUAGAUAGUCCAUGCCCAGGUUUUCCUUGGGGGAUCCACUGUCCCCCCCUCCCAACUCUCAGUGCAUGUGACUUACAUAGGGGCUCAUCCCUGGCCCCAAGGUGGGUUUUGUGUCAGAACCGCUGGCUUCCUCCCUGAUAUACAUUCUCUCUCCUUUGUAAGGGAACCCUUUCAACGACUAGGUUAAAAGAUGAAUUUCCCAGCCUCCCUUGUAGUGAAGUUCAGGCCAAUGAAAUAUAAGCAGAAGUGUUAUAAAAGGGUCUAGGGACCUCCCUGGUGGCACAAGGGGUUACGACGCAACUUAUCAAGUUGUCCACAGCCUCUGCACUAUGAGUUGGAUACCCGGCUGGCCAGGGAGCUACCCUCAUUGCGCAGCAGACCUCUCAGGUCUCGCCCGCUGCUCCCCUCAGCAGUGUAUUUCAGUCUGCCUGUUCCGUUCCCCACUCUGUCUCUGGUGAAUCCACUCACCCCUCACCUCUGGCCAGUACCCCAGCUCUUGUAUGCAUAAAUAAAU